UUACAAAAUGUAUUUUUAAAAUGUCUUGCCAGUCAAAAUGGCGGCCUCCAUGAGUGCACUGAAUGUGUUUUGUAGUUUGCGGAAAACUUCGCGCAUAUUUCAUCAGGUGGGACUUCUCCAAUUUACCAAGAGCUGUCAUCCAGCAUUGGUACUGGGACUUUCCACAUGGUGCAACUUCUUCCAAAAUAACCUAAGCUCAACACUGCACAGCAGACUGUACUGUACAGGACAAAAGUCUCACUUAAACAAUCUGCCUUUGCCUGGAAGCUAUUGUCAGACUUUCCAUCGAGCCUUAAGUACACCAACACACCAGAAGGCAUCAGAAAGCACCAUUAGUGAGGACAAAGAAGAAGAAGAAUUGGACACGUUGUACAAAUCCAUUGAGUUAAAUGUCAAAGGUCACGACGAGGCCGUACUGGACAGCUAUGAGGCGUUUGUUUCCAUGGCAGCCAAGGAGCUAGGGGUUACAGUGCAGAGCAUAUCCAAACCACUGAGGAAGAUCCAACGGUUAACUUUAUUGAAAUCCAGACACAUCUACAAGAAGCACAGAGUACAGUAUGAGAUGAGAACACACUUUAGAAUUAUUGAGUUGAAGCACGUAACUGGGAGCUCGGCGGAUGUUUUCUUGGAAUAUGUAGAGAGACAUCUCCCAGAAGGAGUUGCUCUGAAAGUAACAAAGAGUGCUCUGGGAAAGAUGCCUGAUCAUCUCAAGUCUCCCCCAGAGGAAGGUAACGAGUCAUCCUCAUCAACAUCUGCAUCAUCCUCUUCCUCUUCCUCCUCAUCAGAAGAUGAAGAAGAUGAACAUCUCAGAUAGACUAAGGAAUGAUGCUGGAAAGAAGAUAAACUAAAUGCUCUCAACUUGGAUCAAAAACAUUUGAAAUGACAGACGGAAGUGCAUAAUACUUUUGGAUCCUGAGUACCAUUUGGUGGGGGGAGCGGG
This is a messenger RNA of Patiria miniata (bat star), 940 nucleotides long. It is a transcript of the gene mrps10, whose product is annotated as 28S ribosomal protein S10, mitochondrial-like. The coding region runs from base 38 to 814 and encodes 258 amino acids. Gene Ontology annotation, molecular function: structural constituent of ribosome. Gene Ontology annotation, cellular component: mitochondrial small ribosomal subunit; mitochondrion; ribosome. The record is from RefSeq and is a predicted model, not a curated record. The transcript has 8 exons. Gene Ontology annotation, biological process: translation. NCBI's taxonomy places the organism in Eukaryota, Metazoa, Echinodermata, Asteroidea, Valvatida, Asterinidae.